AUGUAGGACCGAUCGAUCAAUGAUUUGGUGGCGAUCAACUGUUCAGGUUCGCCUCAAAUUACUUCCGCGUAGGCAAGCAGUUGACGGCAGAGGGCAACCGCAUGGUGAAGAGAGUCGGUAAUCAGUAUUCAACGCCCUUCUGGGGUGACUGCAAAAAAGACUUAGGCGUAUUGAGGCUAUUUCCUUGGCUCAGUAGUGAAAGUCCUUCACUGACUUGGGUCCCUGCUCGUGCGUCUUUGACACUACUGCUUGUAAGUAAUUGCUUUUGUAGUACGACAAAGGAGGCAGUGUUGGCGCAAAUUGCGUCUGCUUUAUUAGGCAUUCAGACGAAGAAACGGCUCCUCGGUGGGUUGGAGACCCCACACCGAAAGAAAACAGCAAUGCAUUCAGCAUAUGUCUGGGGUUUCCAAUCAUGCUCGUUCGCACAAGAAGCAAGCGCUGGCCGCGGCUUUACAAGACGAACGAGGCUGCCAGUGGCUUGGUCAUGCAUUGAUGUCAAUGAACUCCUAACCCUUCCACUCACGGCUCAGGGAAACGUUUCUGACACGUUCGUUCAUCUCUAUUGGACGACUGAAGAAACGCCAUUCUAAGACUCCUCGUGAGGGCGGCCGUAUCUCGCGUCAGUGAAGUCCGUCUAGUCCUUUCUGCGGUUUAGCACUAUCCUGCAGUAUGGGCACCAUUUUAAUGGAUUCGGUUGGCUGCCCUUUUCCGGAAGGGGCGCGGGUCCUGUCGAGGUGGGCCUAUUUUCCUUUGCAAGACUGCAUAUUUCAAUCUAAAAAGGUUGUAUU
This is a messenger RNA of Westerdykella ornata, 788 nucleotides long. RefSeq lists its product as uncharacterized. The coding region runs from base 102 to 590 and encodes 162 amino acids. The transcript is spliced from 3 exons. NCBI's taxonomy places the organism in Eukaryota, Fungi, Ascomycota, Dothideomycetes, Pleosporales, Sporormiaceae. The record is from RefSeq and is a predicted model, not a curated record.